AUGUCGUCCAGUGGCUCGAUGAAGCUGGCGGAGCUGCCGGCGCUCGAGGACGUGCCGCCGAAUGAGCGCAUGCGUCUCUUUCGCCAGAAACUCAAGCUCUGCUGCGUGCUCUACGACUUUACCGACAUGCGCAAGCACGUGCGGGAGAAAGAGGCCAAGCGGAACGCGCUCUUGCAGAUCGUCGAGUACAUUUCCGCCAGUAAAGUGGUGUGGGACCCUUCAGUUGUCGCAGAGCUGCUCGAGUGCGUGGGCGUGAACAUUUUCCGCCACUUGGGGCGCAGUCUGAACGCCUCGACCAUCAACGCAAACGGGAACGUCGAAGCUGCACCUGAGGAUGACGAGCCAAUGCUGGAGCCUUCGUGGCCGCACAUGCAGUUGGUCUAUGAGAUCUUGCUCCGGUUUGUGCUGUCCAAGGAGGUGGAUUCGAGGACGGCGAAGGACUAUUUUAGCAAACGAUUUAUGAUUAAAUUGCUGAAUCUGUUCGACUCGGAAGAUCCGAGGGAGCGGGACUAUCUGAAGACGAUUUUGCAUCGCAUCUAUGGCAAGUCGAUGGCGCUGCGUUCGUUCAUCCGUCGCUCGAUCAACGACAUGUUCUACACGUUCGUGUACGAGACGGAAUCAUUGCAGGGUGUAGGAGAGUUGCUAGAAAUUCUAGGAAGCAUCAUCAACGGUUUCGCUCUGCCGCUUAAGCCCGAGCACCAGAACUUUCUCGAGCGCGCGUUGAUUCCGCUUCACACGGCAGGAAACCUGGCCAUGUUUCAUCAGCAACUGGCUUACUGCACCACGCAGUUUGUGGAGAAAGAUCCCCAGACCUCGGAACCGAUUAUCAUCGGGCUGCUGAAGUUCUGGCCGGUGACUGCAAGCGCCAAAGAGAUUUUGUUCUUGAAUGAACUCGAGGAAAUCAUUGAGAUGAUUCAGAUGGAGCAGUUUGCCGCCGUGAUGCGGCCACUGUUUCUGCGAAUAUCGCAAGCCGUGUGCAGCAGUCACUUCCAGGUCUCUCAGCGUGCCUUAUAUUUAUGGAAUAAUGAGGCUCUGGUGCGGCUUGUAAGUGCGCGGCGAGCUGAGAUUCUGCCAUUGAUCUUUGGGGCGCUGUACCGCAAUUGUGAGAACCACUGGCACAGCACCGUGCAAACGUUGACGUACAACGUGCUCAAGCUCUUUAUGGAAAUGGACUCGCAGCUCUUCGAUCAGUGUUCUGCGCAGUUUGAAGAGCGGGAAGGAAGAGCGCAGCAGACGACAGACCAACGCCGGCUCAAGUGGACAGCCUUAGAACACCGCUUGCAGGCGCAGGGGCAGAUGUGA
Molecule: messenger RNA, 1302 nt
Organism: Peronospora matthiolae
Lineage: Eukaryota; Oomycota; Peronosporomycetes; Peronosporales; Peronosporaceae
Source: the annotation of a GenBank genome assembly